AUGGACCAAAAUGGCGAUGCCCGUACUAAGCGCAAGCAACCCCCCACCCCCUCCAACGAACGCCCGAUGAAGCAGAUGAAGCCUGAGAAUGACGGCCAUGGCCGCAAUGGCACCUACGUCGCCAGCCCCGAGCUGCAGCCCAUAGAGGACCCCUCGUCCCACAGCCUUGACUCCAGCAUCGAAGACCUACCAUCAGCCCACAUCGCCGCCGCACUCCAGGACACGGCGGAGUGGCAGAAGACUAUAGAGAAGGUCGUUAAGAGCGUUGUUUCGAUCCACUUCUGCCAAACUUGCUCCUUCGACACGGAUUCGGCUGUUUCAAGCGAAGCCACCGGGUUUGUCGUGGAUGCGGAGAAGGGCUAUAUUCUUACAAAUAGGCACGUCGUUGGGGCGGGCCCGUUCAUCGGCUAUUGCAUUUUCGACAAUCAUGAAGAGUGCGACGUUUACCCAGUCUACCGCGAUCCUGUGCACGAUUUCGGCAUCCUCCGUUUCGACCCCAAAGCUAUAAAGUACAUGCCCGUUACUCCCCUUCUGCUCCGCCCAGAUCUGGCUAAGGUUGGGGUGGAGAUUCGGGUGGUUGGAAACGACGCUGGGGAAAAGCUGAGCAUUCUCUCUGGAGUCAUUAGUAGACUAGACAGAAACGCACCCGAGUACGGCGAAGGUUACUCAGAUUUCAACACAAAUUACAUCCAGGCUGCAGCAGCUGCAAGCGGAGGUAGUUCGGGCAGUCCUGUGGUCAAUCAGGACGGCUAUGCCGUGGCGCUGCAGGCUGGUGGACGGGCAGACGGAGCCGCCACCGAUUACUUCCUGCCACUAGACCGUCCUUUCCGAGCCUUAGAGUUGAUUCGGAAUGGAAAACAUGUGUCUCGAGGAACAAUUCAGACUCAAUGGAUACUGAAGCCUUUUGAUGAGUGUCGGAGACUUGGUCUCUCACCUGACACGGAAAAGGCCAUUCGGACCAAGUUUCCCAAGGAAACGGGCAUGUUAGUCGCCGAAGUAGUCCUCCCACAGGGUCCUGCAUCGAGCAAAAUCGAAGAAGGCGACCUCUUAGUCCAGGUCAAUGGCGAACUCAUCACUCAGUUCGUCCGCCUAGAUUCAAUACUUGAUGACAGUGUUGGCAAUAAAGUAUCGAUGAUGAUCCAACGCGCGGGCGAGAACAUCAACAUUGAGCUGGAUGUUUCCAACUUGCAUGAUAUCACCCCUGACCGGUUCGUGUCGGUUGCCGGUGCCUCGUUUCACGACCUUUCCUACCAGCAGGCCCGCUUAUACGCUAUCUCGUUAAAGGAUGCAGGCGUCUAUGUCUGCGAAGCUGCUGGCUCGUUUCGAUUCGCUGAUGGAUAUGCUUCAGGGUGGUUAGUCCAAGAAGUCGACAACAAACCAACGCCAAACCUUGAUGCCUUCAUCGAAGUUUUGAGGGGCAUUCCUGAUAGGAAGCGAGUUGUUGUGGUCUACAAACACCUUCGCGACCUGCACACUGCCAAUACAAGCAUAACCGCCAUUGAUCGCCACUGGCACCCAAAGAUGAGGCUCGCGAAACGCAACGACACAACAGGCCUUUGGGAUUUUAGCACUAUUGCUCAUCCAAUCCCUGAAGUACCACCAAUCCCACGAAGGGCAAAGUUCAUUCGACUGGAGAGCUCAAGUUACCCAGAAGCUGUUGACAUCGUUCGCAGUUUCGUUCGGGUACACGUUCAGAUGCCAGUCAAGCUUGAUGGCUUCCCCAAGGCGAACAAGCAAGGCUAUGGUCUGGUCGUAGAUGCCGAACAAGGGUUGAUACUUGUCUCCAGAGCCCUCAUUCCAUACGACCUCUGUGACAUAUCCUUGAUCAUUGCCGACUCCAUCUUCGUUGACGCAAAAAUUGUGUUCAUGCACCCUCUGCAGAACUAUGCGGUCGUGAAAUACGACACAUCGCUUGUUAACGCGCCAGUGAAGACUCCCAAAUUCUCUUCCGAAUUCAUCAAGAAGGGCGAGGAGACUAUCUUCUUCGGCCUCAACCAGAAUUUCCGACCCGUGGUUGCAAAAACUGUGGUUACAGAUAUCACUACUGUCGCGAUACCCGCAAGCGCAGUCACACCCCGAUAUCGAGCAACGAACUUUGAUGCCAUCACAGUGGACACAAACCAAGCCUCCCAUAGCGCCUGCGGUGUGCUGGUUGCAGAGGAUGGGACGGUCCAGGCCCUCUGGCUGUCAUAUCUUGGCGAGCGGACCUCACAUAGCGGAAAGGAUGUCGAAUACCAUCUUGGAUUGGCCACCCCAAUGAUUCUACCCGUACUAAAGGAAAUCCAGAGCGGAAGGACACCAAAACUCCGAAUCUUGAAUGUUGAGUUCCAAACUGUUCAGAUGAGCCAGGCCCGCGUCAUGGGCGUUUCUGAGGAAUGGAUGGAGAAGACCGAGCAAGAGGAUCCGGAACGCCAUCAGCUCUUCAUGGUGCGCAAAGUCGAUUCCGGUCAUGAGGAUGGAUUGCAGGAAGGCGAUGUCCUUUUGACCCUGAACGGCAAACUCAUUACCCACGCGCCUGAUCUCGAUUUGAUGUACAAUAACGACUUCCUUGAUGCUGUAGUCGUGAGGAAACGCCGGGAAAUGACGCUGAAAGUCCCUACCGUCCCCACUGAAGACCUCGAAACAGAUCGUGUUGUUAGCUUCUGUGGUGCCACGCUCCACAGGCCACAUCAAGCCGUACGCCAACAGAUCAGCAAGAUCCAUUCUGAUGUCUAUAUUUCGUCGCGAGCUCGUGGGUCCCCUUCAUACAUGUAUGGAUUAUCACCAACCAACUUCCUCACGCACGUUAAUAAUGUGCCAACGCCGAACCUGGAUGCUUUCUUGAAGGAAGCGAAGAAGAUUGCUGAUAACGAAUACUUCCGCCUCAAAGUCAUGACCUUUGACAACGUACCUUGGGUUGCCACGAUGAAGAAGAAUGAGCACUACUUCCCAACGAUCGAGUACGUCAAAGACUCGUCGGAGCCGCUAGGGUGGAAAAAGACGAUCCAUGAGUGUGAGGAAGGCGGUGCGCGCGAGGAAGCUGGACCGGAUGAGAUGGAGCUGGAAGCCAGCCAUGACGGCGCUCCCGAAGAGGAUGUACAGCAUGUUGCCACUUAG
Molecule: messenger RNA, 3096 nt
Organism: Lindgomyces ingoldianus
Lineage: Eukaryota; Fungi; Ascomycota; Dothideomycetes; Pleosporales; Lindgomycetaceae
Product: trypsin-like serine protease
Exons: 4
Coding region: 1-3096 (1031 amino acids)
Biological process (GO): proteolysis
Molecular function (GO): protein binding; serine-type endopeptidase activity
Source: RefSeq, a predicted model, not a curated record